AAUCCCUCAAGGAGGAUGGAGACCUCGCCGUCCCGACAGAGGCAGCUCGAAGCAAGAUCUGGCUGCGGGUCACCCCAGGAGGGGGCCGGGGCAAGGCUGACCCCCCGAGCCACACUCUGCACGCCACUGCCGGUCCCUCUGCGGCCCGGCCGGGGUAGGACAGGACAGGACCGACCGAGCCGGGACAGGACAAGCCGAGCGGGAGCUCCCGGCCCCGCGGCUCGGCCCGGCGCGGCUCCGGCGCGGCAGAGGGCGCUGCGCGGGCGGGCGCGGGCCUGGGCGCGCCGCUCCCGGCGGCGGCGCAGUUCCCGUUCCUGUGGCUGUUCCCGUUCCCCUCGGGCAGGGCCGGGCGGCGGCCGCGUCUCGUCCUCGCUGCCCCCUCCUCCCCGUGCCUCGCAGUGGUCGGCGCCGGUGGCGGGGAGGGCGGGGAGGGAGCGCGGCGCCGCCGCAUGCAUCGCUGAUGGAGCCGGGCUCGGGGCUGCCGCAGCGCAGGGCGGGGGGCGGCGGGCUGGACCUCGGGGCGGGCUCGGCGGCGGGGUCGCCGGCGCUCUCGGGGGGGCAGUCCCGCCGCAGGAAGCAGCCGCCGCGCCCGGCCGACUUCAAGCUGCAGGUGAUCAUCAUCGGGUCGCGGGGGGUGGGCAAGACCAGCCUUAUGGAGCGAUUCACCGACGACACCUUCUGCGAGGCCUGCAAGUCCACCGUGGGGACACAGCAGGUCAGGAGAGAUUCAACAGCAUUACCUCAGCUUAUUACAGAAGUGCCAAGGGAAUUAUUUUGGUGUAUGAUAUCACCAAGAAGGAAACAUUUGACGAUUUACCAAAAUGGAUGAAAAUGAUUGAUAAGUAUGCUUCAGAAGAUGCAGAGCUUCUACUAGUUGGAAAUAAGCUGGACUGUGAAGUUGAUCGAGAGAUCUCUCGGCAGCAGGGAGAGAAGUUUGCACAGCAAAUAACUGGGAUGCGGUUCUGUGAAGCAAGUGCCAAGGAUAAUUUUAAUGUGGAUGAAAUAUUUCUAAAACUUGUUGAUGACAUUCUGAAAAAGAUGCCACUGGACGUUAUAAGAAAUGAGUUGUCCAACAGUAUCCUGUCCCUGCAACCAGAGCCAGAAAUCCCACCAGAACUGCCUCCUCCAAGGCCACAUGUCCGUUGCUGUUGACUUUUUACUUCCUCCAGAGUGAAAAAUAUGAGCAGGAGGGUAAAGAAAGUGUCUGUACUACUCUGCACUACAAUCAUUUGGCAGUUUCUCGUUGCACUUUGUUAUUCGAGUCAGAGCUACACACUAACUUGUAAAUAUGCAAAUAUGCAAUCCUAUGUAGGAUUCAACUAUAACAUUUAAUUAUUACCCCUCUCCCUCACAAUGAUGUUUCAUUCAUUGCCCCAGUGUUAUAAAUACUGUACAGUCGGUGGGGGUUUGCCACACAUCCAGUUGAGGAGGAGGAGAAAUUAAAUCUAUACCUAUUCUUGACAUAAAUGUUGUAAUAGUUCUUUGUUAUUAUAAACAGGCAGGCAGAAGCUCUUCUGGUAUGAAGAUAAGUAUAUGGUGCUUUGCUAACUAUUUUAAAGACAAAUUUUUUUAAAAACAGAGGACUUUAUGUACAAAGCUUCCAUAAUCAGCAUUAUGUUUCCUUUUAAUGUAGUGACAACAUUUUUGGCUGUAGCAUCCUCUGCUGACUGGAUUUAUUGAAAAGCUAAGUUUAAUUUCUGGCAGUCUUUUAUUUAUUUUGUUUAAUGCUGCACCCUUUCUUUCUGUACCGAGACAUCACACCUGGUGCAGAUCUAAGAUUGCACUUUGAAAAAGCAUACAUCAUUUUCUGCAUAAACAUAAAUUUGGUUACAAGAAUCAUUAAGUUUCAAUAAAAGAAUGGAGAUAUAUCAAGCUCUAAAAGAAGGUAUAAAAAAGCAAUGCUGCUGUCCUAGACAAAUUCUUGAGGAAAAAAAAAAAAGAUGAUGCAUUUUCCUGUGUUAAGGAAUAUAUAUGUGUAUUUUUGUCUGGACAUCUGUAGGGAUGGGGGAAGGGAACCUAAGGUAAAAUUAUUUUCUUUCCUAAUGGUGGAAAUUAUUCCCAUCAAGCAAAUACUGUGUUAGGAUUUUGUCUGAUAAUGAACUUGUGAAUUAUAUCUUUGGUAUAUCUUUUAUUAAAUGCACUGUUUAGUUUAGCUGUGGUAAAUCAGUAGAUACAUAUUUGAAUAACUUGGUGUGUCCUGAAUGUUGUGGUAUUGAAAAACAUUGUGGUCUUUCUAAACUAAUGAAGUGCAAAUAAAAUUUUGUAUUUAUGAAUGACAGUGGAACUGCACCUGUUAUUAGAAUGGCAAGUAUCAAGUGAUGGGUAAAAGGUAGAAUCUGGAAAAUGGAACAACACUUGUGUUAAUUUUGUUAUGAUUUAGUUUUCUGUUGGACAGUCCUUUAGGUGUAGUGGGAAGAGCAGCAGACAUUAGUUGUUCACCUUGGUCGCUGCUCUAUUGGGAGAGCAGCUGAUGACCUGGCCCAGCUGAUAUCUUCAAAUAGCAUGUGACUGCUUGUCAUGCUGUCUUAGCAGGUGGUCGCCAGACUAUUAGUUACACUGACAACACAAGUAUGAACCAGUCUUUGUCACACUACAGCUUCUCUACUUUGCAUUCUCUGGUGCUGGAACCCAUUUUGUCACCUUUGCCACUCUUAUAGCCAGAACUGGCACUGAACACUAAAGUAUACCACUGACAUAAACAGAUUCUCUCUGUUUUAUGGGAGAAGAAAAGACACAACAAACUGUUAAUACACACACACAAAAAAGCCCUUAUUUCACUGAACAAGCUCUGACAUUCUGAAUUCAAUGCCAUGCAGGCCUGUAGCACACCUGGAUUUCUACUGAAAAAUUAAGGAAAGCAUGGUUGAUAUUUGUGCUUAUGUCUUCUGCCACCUUGUGCCUAAACAGUUAGCUAUUUUAAAUAGUAAACUUACAGUUUACUAUCCUGUUGGUAAGAUAAGAUGAAUUUCUGAAGCACUUGUAGGAGUUCAGAUGAUACUGUGGGCAAUAGCAAGGAAGGGAAAAUUAUGGAAAGUGGGUUUUAACUUGACAACCAUUUUAUUUUAGCUGAUUUGUUUUUAUUUGUACUUAGAAACUUGUGAUUUUUUUCCUGCAGUUUUUGAAUUUAAUAAAAAUUAAGAAAUUUGACUUAGAUAAAUUUCUUUUUGUAAUUCUGUGCUGUUUGUAUAUAGGCAGAUUGGGAUCUCAGUCUCUUGUACCAAAAAUUAAAAACUAUUGCAUUUAAGAAGGA
Passer montanus (Eurasian tree sparrow) is the source of this 3250-nucleotide messenger RNA. It is a transcript of the gene RAB12, whose product is annotated as RAB12, member RAS oncogene family. Gene Ontology annotation, biological process: cellular response to insulin stimulus; protein secretion; Rab protein signal transduction. Gene Ontology annotation, cellular component: synaptic vesicle; endosome; plasma membrane. The coding region runs from base 16 to 1152 and encodes 378 amino acids. NCBI's taxonomy places the organism in Eukaryota, Metazoa, Chordata, Aves, Passeriformes, Passeridae. The transcript has 5 exons. The record is from RefSeq and is a predicted model, not a curated record. Gene Ontology annotation, molecular function: GTPase activity; GTP binding.